This is a messenger RNA of Rhizoctonia solani, 3669 nucleotides long. RefSeq names its product pre-mRNA-splicing factor RSE1. Gene Ontology annotation, biological process: mRNA splicing, via spliceosome. Gene Ontology annotation, cellular component: nucleus; U2 snRNP. The transcript has 17 exons. The record is from RefSeq and is a predicted model, not a curated record. NCBI's taxonomy places the organism in Eukaryota, Fungi, Basidiomycota, Agaricomycetes, Cantharellales, Ceratobasidiaceae. Gene Ontology annotation, molecular function: protein binding; U2 snRNA binding. The coding region runs from base 1 to 3669 and encodes 1222 amino acids.
AUGCACUUGUACAACUUGACUCUACAGGCGCCAACGGCCAUCACACAGGCGAUUGUGGGGAACUUUAGCGGUAUCCGACAACAAGAAAUUAUAAUAUCUAGGGGUACUAUACUUGAACUAUUACGCCCCGACUCGUCUACUGGCAAAGUCAGCACAGUUCUUGCACAGGAUGUAUUUGGUACGAUCAGGAGCAUAGCAGCGUUCAGGCUGACUGGCGGAACAAAAGACUACUGCAUUGUCGGUUCGGACUCGGGCCGAAUUAUUGUGCUGGAAUACGACCCAAAAACAAACAGUUUUACCAAACUGCAACAAGAGACAUUCGGAAAAUCCGGAUCUCGUCGAAUUGUUCCUGGUGAAAUGCUGGCUGUCGACCCAAAGGGCCGUUCGGUCAUGAUAUCCGCAGUGGAAAAAUCCAAGCUGGUCUAUGUCCUCAACCGUGACGCGGCCGCCAAUUUGACCAUCAGCAGUCCGCUAGAGGCCCAUCGCAAUGGGGCAAUCAUUCAUGCUAUUGUGGGAGUCGAUGUCGGAUUCGAAAAUCCUCUGUUUGCUGCGUUGGAGGUCGAUUAUACCGAGUCUGACGCAGAUCCUACUGGGCAAGCGUUUAGGAAUGCGGAAAAGAUGCUUACAUUCUACGAACUUGACUUGGGUCUUAACCACGUUGUGCGUAAAAGUUCUGAGCCAACUGACCGCCGCGCCAACCUGCUUGUACAAGUUCCUGGCGGCCAGUCUGCCACGACCAAUGCUUUCGAUGGCCCCAGUGGUGUGCUUGUCUGUUGCGAAGACCAUAUCAUCUAUCGUCCUGUAGACCUGGAUGGCGGUGCGGUAUCCCAUCGCGUACCCAUUCCCAGGCGUCGUACACCUUGGGGAGGUGACGAAGAGCGGGGCUUGAUCAUCACCAGCGCCGUGAUGCAUAAGAUGAAAGGCGCAUUCUUUUUCCUGCUCCAAUCAGAAAUUGGAGACUUGUACAAGGUCACACUAGAGCACGAGGACGAAAUAGUCAAGUCCAUGACGAUCAAAUACUUUGAUACUGUACCGACCGCGACCAGUUUGUGCAUCUUGAAGAGCGGUUUCUUGUUUGUCGCAGCUGAAGGUGGUAACCAUCACCUAUAUCAAUUCCAAAAACUGGGUGACGAUGACGCCGAGCCCGAAUUCACAUCCAACUCGUAUUCCAAUAAUGGCAUCUCGUCCUCACCUCUCCCACCAUGCUAUUUCCGACCCCACCCGUUAGACAAUCUUGUCCUCGCGGACGAGAUGACCAGCUUCUGCCCGAUCCUUGAUGCACGAAUUUUGAAUUUGUUUGGACCUACCUCGGGAGUACCCGCAACGUUGCAAAGUGAUACUCCCCAGUUCUAUCUUGCUUGCGGGCGGGGCGCUCGCUCUUCUUUCCGAAUGCUGCGACACGGAUUGGAAGUCGAGGAAAGUGUGAGCUCAGAGCUUCCUGGUGUUCCGAAUGGAGUCUGGACGGUCAAGUACAUUAUCCUCUCGUUCGUAAACGGUACCCUUGUUCUGUCGAUCGGAGAAACGAUUGAAGAAGUGGCCGAUACCGGGUUCUUAUCCUCAGCGCCGACUCUGGCGGUCCAACAACUCGCCGACAAUGGAGGCUUGAUCCAAGUUCAUCCGGGUGGCGUGCGCCACGUUCGACCCAGUCAAGGAGCUUCCACAGCAGGCGUAACCGAAUGGCGAGCACCUCAAGGCCGCCAAGUCGCCUCUGCAACAACCAACACGCGCCAAGUCUGUGUUGCGCUCAACUCGGGCGAACUCGUGUACUUUGAGUUGGACUUGAACGGAGUACUCCAGGAAUACGGAGAAAUGCGUGCUGUUGGAAGUGCGGUUGUGUGUAUGAGUAUUGCCGAGGUUCCAGAGGGCAGACAGCGCAGUCCUUAUUUGGCUGUUGGUUGUGAAGACCAAACGGUUCGAAUCAUUUCCUUGGACCCCGAGUCGACCUUGGAAACCAUCUCGUUACAGGCGCUCACGGCACCUCCAACGUCUAUUUGCAUAGCUGAGAUGUUGGACGCGAGUAUUGACAAGAAUAUGCCGACAUUGUUUGUUAACAUUGGGCUUUCGAACGGAGUCUUGUUGAGAACUGUUUUGGAUCCUGUAAAUGGCCAGCUGACAGAUACGCGGACACGCUUCUUGGGCACUCGUCCCGUCCGACUCACCCGCGUCUCGGUCCAACGCAACACAUGCAUCCUCGCCCUUUCGUCUCGCUCGUGGCUCAACUAUACUCAUCAAAACCUGCUCCGCUUCUCACCUCUCAUUUACGAAAACCUCGAUCAUGCAUGGAGCUUCUCAGCUGAACUGUGUCCUGAAGGGUUGAUUGGAAUUGCAGGCAGCGUACUGCGGAUUUUCCAAAUCCCCAAGUUGAGCGAUAAGCUUAAACAAGUGACGAUGCCGCUUUCGUACACUCCUCGAAAGAUCGCGGUUCACCCCGAGCAUCAACUAUUUUACGUCAUUGAGAGCGACCAUCGGACGUGGGGUUCAGAGGCCAAGAAUAAGCGAUUGGCCGAGUUGAAACAAGCCGGGAGACAGAUCGAUCAAGAAUUGGUCGAUUUACCAGCUGAAGAUUUUGGAUUACCAAGAGCUGGUGCUGGACAAUGGGCGUCUUGCAUUCGGAUUAUAGAUCCCACCGAGCCCAAGACACUCUUCAAAAUCGAGCUUGACAACAACGAAUCCGCAUUCUCAGUCGCGGUCGUUCCUUUUGCGGCGCGCGAGAACGAGUUGUUCUUGGUUGUCGGUACUGCCAAAGACACCAACGUUCUUCCUCGACAAUGUGCAACUGGCUAUUUGAGGACGUAUAAGAUCUUGGAAGCUGGCAAGAGGUUGGAGCUGUUACAUCAGACCGAGGUGGAUGAUGUCCCGCUCGCGCUUCUUGGUAUCAAGGGACGCUUGUGUGCUGGUGUUGGCAAGGCUCUCAGGAUAUACGAGAUGGGCAAGAAGAAGCUGCUUCGAAAGUCUGAGAACAAGGGCUUCGCUACCGCGAUCGUAACUUUGACCAGCCAAGGGUCACGCAUCAUCGUGGGUGAAAUGCAAGAAUCGGUUCAUUACGCAACAUACAAACCAGAAAGCAACCGGCUACUGGUCUUUGCGGACGACACUUCUGCCCGAUGGGUCACUUCUGCUGCGCUGGUUGAUUACGACACUGUCGCUGUGGGAGACAAAUUUGGAAACAUCUUCGUCAACCGGCUACCGGCUAACAUCUCCCAACAAGUUGACGAUGAUCCCACAGGUGCCGGUAUCAUGCACGAGCGGGAGUUCCUGCAUGGAGCACCGCACAAGACGAAGCUGCUCGCUCAUUACAAUGUUGGCGAUAUCGUGACGAGCGUGCACAGAGCGGCACUUGUUCCUGGUGGACGAGAUGUGGUAGCAUACACCGGGCUGCACGGGACGAUCGGCGUGCUGAUACCCCUGGCAAGCAAGGAAGACGUGGACUUCAUUACUACGCUCGAACAGCACAUGCGAUCAGAACACUCCAGCUUGGUGGGACGUGAUCAUCUUGCGUACCGGGGAUACUAUGUGCCGGUGAAAGCUGUGGUUGAUGGUGACUUGUGCGAACGGUUCGCGAUGCUUCCAUCGACGAAACAAAAGAGCAUUGCGGGAGAAUUGGAUCGCACGGUUGGGGAGGUGCUCAAAAAGCUGGAAGGUUUGCGAGUAGCUGGAAGCGGGUUCUAA